AUGCGUUGCUGUCGUGCAACGCCGUCAUGUGGGGAUGAGGAGACGAGCGUUGUGGCGGCGCGCAGCGGACUCUGCGGCUGGGGUGGCGCGCUUAUUUGCAAUGCGGUCAGCAAGCAAACGGAGCGUUGGACGAAUGGCAAUGGCAGCGCUGUAGCGGGAGUGCAUAAAUCAGAUGAGGAUGUGGCGGAUGUGGCCGGAGAGACGGUGUAUCGACACAACAACAAUAAUUGCAGUAGUAGUAGUAAUAGCAGCGCUGAGGGCAUGAGAAGCGCGCACUGUGUCUUGCCGCAGCAACAGCAGGAGCAGCGACGGCGACAGAGCACUAGCGGCUGGCGUAGCAGUAAUCAUCGUUACAGUCUGCUGCGCUGCAUUCUAUGUAAUCUCAAACAAAGUAAUACACAAUCGCAACAACAACAACAGCAGCAGCAGCAGCAACAACAUACGAAAGCACACGCGAAUCAGCUGCUGCAAGUGCAAACGCAUGCACAACGCAGUCGACAGCAGCAAUCGCAACAGUCACAGUCACAGCCGCAGGCUAUUGUUGUUGCAGUGGUGGUUGGCGCCUCGAUUGACCAUCAAAUACAACAACAAGAGCCACAGCUGAGCGACCAUCUCAAUGUGAAACAACACAGGCAGACCACAGCCGGCGGCGGCGAUGGGAAGAGUAACAGCGGCCGCAGCAGCAGAGCUUCGUCGUCUUACAGCUGUGCUGACGAAGGCGGUCAUAUUGGCGGUAGUGAGGCGCUAUUGUAA
This is a messenger RNA of Zeugodacus cucurbitae (melon fly), 753 nucleotides long. RefSeq lists its product as uncharacterized. Lineage: Eukaryota; Metazoa; Arthropoda; Insecta; Diptera; Tephritidae. The record is from RefSeq and is a predicted model, not a curated record. Bases 1 to 753 code for a protein of 250 amino acids. The transcript has a single exon.